UUCCGGUUACGUCAGGGCGUCAGGACUCCAUUAGAGCUGCAGCUGUUUUGAGAGAAACAACAACAAAAACGGGCUGACUGACAGCGAGUUCACAGUGACAGUCCGCUCUAAGCCCGACAACGAGGCCUCGAAUCUGGAAGAUUAACCUUAAUUUCCCACCCGGAGCUCCGCCGGCUUCUAACCACGGCCGCUCUCGGUGAGGAAACUCUGGCCUCCGCUUCCUCCUCCUCCGACUCGGACACCGGCGGAGCGUCGCCGCCCCCGCGGAAGAAGCACCGAGCCUCGGCGGCGGAGGGAGCAGGAGAGCCCGGGGCUUCAGCAGUUGUAACAGGCCUUUCUGGAGUUGUCCUAGGACUUGCCACCGCCUCUCCACUCUCUCAAGCCACCUCUACCAUCCACUUUAACCGAAGUGUAGUCAACAACCUCAGCAGCAGCAUGCAGGCAAACGGGGCAGGACAGGGACAAGAAUCUACGGAGCUCUCCUGCCUGAACAGCGCACAAAACGGGGAGUCAUCCUCGGCCGGUGGAGCCCACUCGAACGGGCUUCUUUCCAGCACAGACAACGGAACUAACAUCGGUACCAGUAACGGGUCUACGACAGCAGGGCCCGGUUCGGGGACUGCCUCCACAGCUUCGGGCUCGGAGGUCGGUUCUUUGAAGAAGAAGAAACGACUCUCGCAGGCGGAGGAAGAUGUCAUACGAUUAAUAGGACAACAUCUCCACGGACUAGGGCUGAAUCAGACAGUGGACCUGCUAAUGCAGGAAUCAGGCUGCAGACUGGAACACUCCUCAGCUACCAAGUUCCGCAACCAUGUCAUGGAGGGCGAAUGGGACAAGGCUGAGAAUGAUCUCAAUGAGCUGAGAGCACUGAUGCAUUCUCCCAAUGCUAUUGUGCGUAUGAAGUUCCUGCUGCUGCAGCAGAAGUACCUGGAGUACCUCGAGGAUGGCAAAGUCCUGGAGGCUCUGCAGGUGCUCCGAGGAGAGCUGACGCCACUCAAGUACAACACAGACCGCAUCCACGUACUCAGCGGGUACUUAAUGUGUAGCCACGCUGAGGACCUGAGGGCAAAGGCAGAGUGGGAGGGUAAAGGUACCGCCUCACGCUGCCGACUGCUGGACAAAUUACAGACCUAUCUGCCCCCUUCUGUGAUGCUGCCCCCUCGGCGGCUGCAGACUCUGCUGCGGCAAGCAGUGGAGCUUCAGAGGGACCGCUGCCUCUAUCACAACACCAAGCUAGACAGUAAUUUGGACUCUGUCUCUCUCCUCCUCGAUCACGUCUGCAGCAGGAAACAGUUCCCCUGUUACACGCAACAGAUUCUGACAGAGCACUGUAACGAGGUGUGGUUCUGCAAAUUCUCAAACGACGGCACCAAACUAGCAACUGGCUCCAAAGACACUACAGUCAUAGUUUGGCAAGUGGACCCGGAGAGCCACCAGUUAAAGUUGCUGAGAACCCUGGAGGGUCAUGCAUAUGGUGUCUCUUACUUAGCCUGGAGUCCUGAUGACACUUACCUGAUCGCCUGUGGACCUGACGACUGCUCUGAGCUGUGGCUCUGGAAUGUUCAGACGGGGGAGCUGCGGACCAAAAUGUCCCAGUCCCAUGAGGACAGUCUGACCAGUGUGGCCUGGAACCCCGAUGGCAAACGCUUUGUCACUGGAGGACAAAGAGGACAGUUUUAUCAAUGUGACCUGGAUGGCAACUUGUUGGACUCCUGGGAAGGUGUGAGGGUGCAGUGCCUGUGGUGCCUGGGCGAUGGCAGAGCAGUGCUGGCCUCUGACACACACCAACGUAUCCGGGGGUACAACUUCGAGGACCUUACAGACAGAAACAUAGUUCAGGAGGAUCACCCUAUCAUGUCUUUUACUGUUUCAAAGAAUGGAAGAUUAGCUUUGUUAAAUGUAGCAACUCAGGGAGUGCACCUGUGGGACCUUCAAGACCGGGUGCUGGUGAGGAAGUACCAAGGUGUGACCCAGGGCUUCUACACCAUCCACUCCUGCUUUGGGGGACACAACGAAGACUUCAUUGCCAGUGGCAGCGAAGACCACAAAGUGUACAUCUGGCACAGACGCGGUGAACUUCCCAUUGCUGAGCUGACAGGCCACACACGUACCGUCAACUGUGUGAGCUGGAACCCCACCAUCCCAGGACUCAUGGCCUCCGCCUCAGAUGAUGGCACAGUGCGUGUCUGGGGUCCAGCACCCUUCCUCGACUCACAAGAAGCGGACGGACUCAACGAGAACUGCAGUAACAUGGACAGUUGAUGGUCACUUAUGGGCCUGAUGACAUCUCUCUAUAUCAACAAUCCAAGAAUCCAUCAAUAAGUCAAACCUACACGGGCAAAUUAGAUCCAACACCGACCUAAAGCAAGUGAAGAAAAACAAACAAAAGCCACCAAGACAAUAGAAAACAAAAGUGAGAAUAUUUUGUCUCCCGGCUGGCUAAGGCAGAACGGUGGAGUUAAACAAGGACUCUGAAUAUUCAGGUUCUUGUCAAGAAAACCUGAUUCUGGCCCAGAGGAAAACCAGUCAAUGCCCAGCACAUAUGAGCGCCAUCCUAUGGUAAGCUUCAAUGGCUGUUUCCCUCCAUCCGACACAGGAAAACCACCUCCACCUUGACCUGGAAGCCUCCCCAUGAUGCAUUCAAGAAAGAAACAGCAGAGCAGCCGGCCUCCAAUUGGACUACACCUGUCUGCCAGUUUGUCUGUCACAUCACCUGUAUAAUGUCUCCAUGAACAUGGGUGGGUUAUUGUUGGGGGAGGAUGGGGCACCGGGAGGAAAUAGCAACUCUUCUGUUUGUAUGUUUUCCCUUUUUCCCCCCACUCUCUUGCUAUAUUUUCAAAUUUGAUCUGUCGGACAUACAGCCGAAGAAACCCAUAAUUGAAACACUGACCGACCAGCUGAGAAAGGACACACAAACUGAAAAGGCUAUGCUAAAUGUUCAAUUUUUUUAUGAUAGUCAUAGCGUAAUUCUCAUUUAAGAGGUGAAUCUUAGCUUGAGUAGUGCCCGUGGAAAGCUUUAGCUUGAAGAUUCCACUUUCUGUUUCUCGACAUUAGGAACUUUUUUUAUUCCUUAAUUUAACUUCUAACAAGGACAGUCUCUGUACCUUCCCAACCCCCCCCUCCUGUCGAGCUAGCUACUGCACAACUCCAUUCAUCUGCCUAAAGAGGACACAGACAGAGGUAUUCAUGGGUCACAUAUCAACGGUGAGCUUUCCUCUGUCAGGACACAAAUAUUAUGACCUUUCUCAAAAAGACAUGCUUUCAGAUUUGAAAAGUGCUACUGGGAUUGCACACUGGUGAUGGCUGUUCCUCCUGUGUCUGUUUGUGUGUGUGUCUGUUUGUGUGUGUGUGUGUGUGUGUGUGUGUUUGUGUGUGUGUGUCACAGAAAGAGAGAGCGAGUGAGUGAUUAUGCAUGCACGCAUUAUUGUGAGAGUUGACAUUUGUGGGUGCAGGUUUAAUUGCAGCGUGUUUUUGUAUGUGUGCUCUAUUCACACCAGCAAAAGACCCCCCCCUCCUCUAUGCUCCUAAUCCCAUAUAGUAAAAAUUGUAAAGAGGAUUUUAAACCAACUCUAAGUUAUCCAAAGCCCCAUAGGUACCUCUAUCUGUGAAACAAAGAAUACUUGAGAGCCAUUUUGUAAAAGAAAAACUUUUUCUUUAAUCUGGGGCUUUAAUUUUUACAUUAGAAUUUAUUUCUCCUUCACCAUGUGGCAUUUAAAACACCACUUACACUGUUAUUGGAAAGAGAAAGGAAGUGUAUAAAGAGCGAUUGUUUCAAAAAGCUGUAAAAUGUGUCAUUGGCAAAGGGUCACUUCAUAUGAGAAGUUAAUGAUUGUAAAUUAUAAGAUGAAUAGUUAUGGAGAAGAGGCACCAAUAACCAGAACCUAUUUCAGCAUUAGGGAGUGUUGAUGCAAUCCUAAAAACACACAAACACACACACACACAAACUGCCUUCCUGUUUAUACAGUUGCACACAAACUUUCAGUAUGUAUGCCCCCCCCCCCCCCCCUCCCCCCACUGCUCUUUUGCACCAACUGCAAUCGCAUAAUCCAUAAAGUAAUCUGAGAUUACUAAAGGAAUUGAGCCCUCAUCUUGCUUUUAUGCUCCCAAAAGCAGUGACUAAUGACCCUGUCAAAAAAACAACAACCUUAACCUCACAGCACAGAAGGCAAGGCACAGCAGCCUCGUAUUACAGAGAAUUCAGCAUUCCCCCCCCCCCCCCCCCCCCCCCCCACCCUUUGCUCUCCAGCCAAGUUAUCCAGCGGUCAGUGCACCAUUCAAAGCUUUCUUCUUCCCUUUUUUCAGGGUAUGUAAUGACUAUUUGCUACAGACUGAUAUACAGUAAAAACAUGUUUAAAAUCAGUGCUUUUCUGCCUGUUUUUAUUGAACUUUUUUUGUUACUUAAAUUUUUUGUUCACAUUAUAUCAUUUUUUGGUUGACCUCUAUCCCUGUAUGAUCAUAUUAAAAUAUAACCAGACA
This is a messenger RNA of Labrus mixtus (cuckoo wrasse), 4476 nucleotides long. RefSeq names its product WD repeat domain 26b (gene wdr26b). The transcript is spliced from 14 exons. Gene Ontology annotation, cellular component: GID complex. The coding region runs from base 436 to 2262 and encodes 608 amino acids. Lineage: Eukaryota; Metazoa; Chordata; Actinopteri; Labriformes; Labridae. The record is from RefSeq and is a predicted model, not a curated record. Gene Ontology annotation, biological process: proteasome-mediated ubiquitin-dependent protein catabolic process. Gene Ontology annotation, molecular function: protein binding.